This is a messenger RNA of Psylliodes chrysocephalus, 2427 nucleotides long. NCBI's taxonomy places the organism in Eukaryota, Metazoa, Arthropoda, Insecta, Coleoptera, Chrysomelidae. The record is from the annotation of a GenBank genome assembly.
AUGGCUACUUAUCUAAAAGGAAAAAAGUCAGUUCUUUGGAAUUUCUUUACUCCUCAAAAUGAAAUUAAAGCAACUUGUAAUUUAUGUAAACAAAGUUUGUCGUACAAAUCGUCAAUUAGUAACCUAAAACAGCAUAUUCAGAGAAAACAUCCGUUAGUCAAAUUAGUAGAAGAAAGCUCCGAGAGAAGUACCUCAGGAACAAUAGUUAUCCCAUCUACUUUGACUGAUUCCACACCAUCCAUACUGCAACCGCCAGAAAAUCUAGCUGAUACUGCGUCAUCAAUAUAUGAACAACAUCAAAGAAACCUUUCUCCAGAUACAGGCCAUUCAACACAAAGCAAAGUCAUGCGCAAACUAUACCAGACACAUCUAAGGGUACCAAAAAAAAUUGGGUUUUCACAAAAAAAAGUUAUUGAUGACAAACUUUUAAAAUUAAUCACGGUGGAUUUACAACCAUUUUCUAUAGUUGAAGAUGAAGCUUUUAAAGAAUACACAUAUGCUCUGAAUUCGUCGUAUAGUUUACCAAGUCGUAAAACAUUAUCAAACACUUUAUUGCCAGCAAAAUAUGAGGAACUCCACAUCAAAGUCACGGAAGUUUUAAAAAGUGCAAAAUCAGUUUCAAUAACUACUGACGGCUGGACCUCUAUAAAUAAUGACUCGUUUAUCGCAGUGACUGCACAUUUUAUAGAUGACAAUUUUCAAAUAAAAUCAGUUUUAUUGGAGGUCGGUGUAUGUAAGUUCAACCACACUAGUAGGCAUUUAGCAGAUGACCUUAACAGAGUAGUAUCUGAGUGGGGCUUAGAAAAUAAAAUUUUUUUAGCGUUGUCUGACAACGCGGCCAAUAUUAAAAAAGCCAUAAUUGACGAGCUGAAGUGGAAACAUCUACCCUGUAUAGCCCACACAAUAAAUUUAAUUGUUAAAGAUGCCUUGACAGUGGUUGAAAAUCUUGUAAGCAAGAUAUCAGAUAUUGUGUCUCAUUUUAAACGCAGUACGGUGGCAAAAAAUAAAUUGGACUUCUAUCAGAAGCAGAAUGGCAAGGAACCAAAAAAAUUGGUUCAGUCAGUUGCUACAAGAUGGAACUCCGUAUUUUACAUGUUUCGAAGAAUAACGGAACUAAAGGAAGAAGUACGAGCAUCCCUGGCUGCACUCGGAAAGGAAGACUGGCCGAUGCUUUCCAAUCAAGAGUUUGAUUAUGUGACUGAAAUAAUUGAGAUACUUGCACCAAUGGAGUCAACAACAGUUAUCAUGAGUGCUGAAAAUUAUGUAGCUCUUUCGUCAGUCAUAAUAAUCACGAAUGGCUUACGGGAUUUGUACAAAGAUAUAUCAAAAAAAAGUUUUUCUCCUUUAUCUGAAAGUGUUCUCCAGCAAAUUAUAAAUGGCAUAGAUACUCGUUUUAAAAAUUUAGAAUCAAGUUCUACGCUUUUAUUAAGUACAUUCUUAGAUCCUCGUUUCAAGCAUGUUGGAUUUUCAGCAGAAUCCUUCGUAGAAAAGGCCAAAAAUUUAGCUACUAAUGCUUUAACACCAAUAGUUGAACAAAAAACCAAAGAUAACGAUACCUCAUUAAGUGUAAGUGUGCCGCAACCACAAAAUACAGAAAGUAAAAACGUGUCAAUAUGGAGCACAUUUGACGCAAAGGCGUCUAAUUUUACUCCAUCUGGAACAAAAAGAUCUCGCGCUAUUCUCGAAAUCCAAAGGUAUUUAGAAGAACCUCUUUUAAACCGGUCAAAAAAUCCGGUACAGUGGUGGAAAGAACAUUCUUAUAAUUUCCCGCACCUUAGCGAACUUGUUAAAUUAAAAUUUGGUACAGUAGCUACUUCUGUACCUUGUGAAAGGACAUUUUCAAAAAGUGGGCAGUUAAUUUCCGAUCGUCGAAACAGAUUAUCAUCGUCUAAAGUUAAACAAAUUAUGUUUGAGAGGGAAGUGACUUCAUCCAUCCAUCCAUCGGAGAAUCAUAAUGAUCAUAAUUAUAGUGCGAGCUUCACAGAAGAAAAUGGCCAAAAUUAUAUCGGUGUUACUAAUUUAAUGAAUGAAAAUUGUUUUCGUUCUAUUGACAAUGUAAAUAAUAUUUUAAAUCUAUCACCUUCAACGAGUUAUCAUAAUCAAAAUGCUUAUGUUACCACCACUGAAACCAAUGACGAUAAUGAAAAAUUAGAUACAUUUGUGCCUAAAAAUUAUCCUAAUCAGAUUAAUACUACUGAACCCAUUAAUUUCAAUAACUCACCAAAAGUGGUAAAAAAUAGAAGUAAAAUCAAUGUAAAUACUUCGAAAUUAUCAUAUCGAACAGGCCACUAUUUUGCUUACUGUCGGCGAUUAUCGGAAAAUUGGGAAAUUUACAAUGAUUGUUCGCCUAAACCGGAAUCAGCAACUCUUCAUACCGAAGUAGUAGAACCCCACGGAGUCUUUUAUAUUUUGGACGAAAAUAAAUAA